CUGGGACGCAGAAGGCGGUGGAGCCCCGGCGGCGGCGGCGGCGGCGGCGGCGGCAGCGCGCGGGAGCGGCGCGGGCUGGGGCGCGGGGCGCAGGCAGGGGAGCAGACCUCUGGGCUUCUGCUGGGUGUCAUGCACCAGUGUGCUGAUCGUGUCACAGUGCCCCGCUCUGUCUCCCCAUGGCUGUCAGUUGAGCUUUUGUGGAUUUCAUCUUCAUCGCAAAAUAACCAAGAUUAACGAAUAAUGAACACCUUGGUGAUCACUGAGGAUUUACCAUGGGCCUUUGAAGAGGAUAGCUCUGGUUUGCAGGUGAAGAAAUAGGGGCUUGGUGAAGAAUAAUCAUGGGCCAGACUGGGAAGAAAUCUGAGAAGGGACCAGUUUGUUGGCGAAAACGUGUAAAAUCAGAGUACAUGCGGCUGCGACAGCUCAAGAGGUUCAGGCGAGCUGAUGAAGUGAAGAGUAUGUUUAGUUCCAAUCGUCAGAAAAUUUUGGAAAGAACGGAAAUCUUAAACCAAGAAUGGAAACAGCGAAGGAUACAGCCUGUGCACAUCCUGACUUCUGUGAGCUCAUUGCGAGGGACCAGGGAGAAAAGCAGUGUGAGAUUAUAUACACUAUCAUUUUCAACAGAAGGGCUAGCUGAUUUAAAACCUGGCCAUUCACCUGCUCUUCCCUCUACGAUUUUCCAUAACACAGUUUUUACUUGGAACGAGCCUUCUGCCAAGAGUCUCAGUUUGGUUGCGCGCUCCUACAGCUAUUUUUGGCUUGACUUCCCUCUCCAGCUCCCAGUGGUCCAGCCACACAGUCGCCUAUUGUACCAGCUGGUUGAUUGUUCAGUGACCAGUGACUUGGAUUUUCCAACACAAGUCAUCCCAUUAAAGACUCUGAAUGCAGUUGCUUCUGUGCCCAUCAUGUACUCUUGGUCUCCCCUACAGCAGAAUUUUAUGGUAGAAGAUGAAACUGUUUUACAUAACAUUCCUUAUAUGGGGGAUGAAGUUUUAGACCAGGAUGGGACUUUCAUUGAAGAACUAAUAAAAAAUUAUGAUGGAAAAGUCCAUGGGGAUAGAGAAUGUGGGUUUAUAAAUGAUGAAAUCUUUGUGGAGUUGGUGAAUGCUCUUGGCCAGUACAAUGACGACGACGACGAUGACGAUGGAGGUGAUCCUGACGAAAGAGAAGAGAGACAGAAAGACCCAGAGGGGGGCCGAGAUGAUAAAGGAAGCCGCCCACCUCGGAAAUUUCCUUCUGAUAAAAUUUUUGAAGCCAUUUCUUCAAUGUUUCCAGAUAAAGGCACAGCAGAAGAGCUAAAGGAAAAGUAUAAAGAACUCACCGAGCAGCAGCUCCCGGGCGCACUUCCUCCUGAAUGUACCCCGAACAUAGAUGGACCGAACGCUAAGUCUGUUCAGAGGGAGCAAAGCUUGCAUUCAUUUCAUACACUUUUCUGUAGGCGAUGUUUUAAAUAUGACUGCUUCCUACAUCCAUUUCAUGCAACACCCAACACUUACAAGCGGAAAAACACGGAAACUGCUCUCGACAACAAACCCUGUGGACCACAGUGUUACCAGCAUUUGGAGGGAGCAAAGGAGUUCGCGGCCGCGCUCACAGCCGAGCGGAUAAAGACGCCGCCCAAGCGCCCCGGAGGCCGCCGGAGGGGCCGGCUUCCCAACAGCAGCCGGCCCAGCACCCCCACCAUCAACGUGCUGGAGUCAAAGGACACGGACAGCGACAGGGAGGCCGGGGCGGAGACCGGCGGGGAGAACAACGAUAAGGAGGAGGAGGAGAAAAAGGACGAGACGUCCAGCUCCUCGGAAGCAAAUUCUCGAUGUCAGACACCAAUAAAGAUGAAGCCAAAUAGUGAGCCUCCCGAGAACGUGGAGUGGAGCGGAGCUGAGGCCUCUAUGUUCAGAGUUCUCAUCGGCACGUACUACGACAACUUCUGCGCCAUUGCCAGGCUGAUCGGGACCAAGACGUGCAGACAGGUGUACGAGUUUCGAGUCAAAGAAUCCAGCAUCAUAGCUCCCGCCCCUGCCGAAGAUGUCGAUACUCCUCCAAGGAAGAAGAAAAGGAAACACCGGUUGUGGGCUGCACACUGCAGAAAGAUACAGCUGAAGAAAGACGGCUCUUCUAACCACGUUUACAACUAUCAACCCUGUGACCAUCCACGGCAGCCUUGUGACAGUUCGUGCCCUUGUGUGAUAGCACAAAAUUUUUGUGAAAAGUUUUGUCAGUGUAGUUCAGAGUGCCAGAACCGCUUUCCCGGCUGCCGCUGCAAAGCACAGUGCAACACCAAGCAGUGCCCAUGCUACCUGGCUGUGCGCGAGUGCGACCCCGACCUCUGCCUUACGUGCGGAGCUGCUGACCACUGGGACAGCAAGAACGUGUCUUGCAAGAACUGUAGUAUUCAGCGGGGCUCCAAAAAGCAUUUGCUGCUGGCCCCAUCUGAUGUGGCUGGCUGGGGGAUUUUCAUCAAAGAUCCUGUGCAGAAAAAUGAAUUCAUCUCGGAAUACUGUGGUGAGAUUAUUUCCCAAGAUGAAGCAGACCGGAGAGGGAAAGUGUAUGACAAGUACAUGUGCAGCUUUCUGUUCAACUUGAAUAAUGAUUUUGUGGUGGAUGCAACCCGCAAGGGUAACAAAAUCCGUUUUGCAAAUCAUUCAGUAAAUCCGAACUGCUACGCCAAAGUUAUGAUGGUUAAUGGAGAUCACAGGAUAGGGAUUUUUGCUAAGAGAGCCAUCCAGACUGGUGAAGAGCUGUUUUUUGAUUACAGAUACAGCCAGGCUGAUGCUCUGAAGUACGUGGGCAUCGAAAGAGAAAUGGAAAUCCCUUGACAUCUGCUACCUCCUCAUCCCCCCCCUCCUCUGUGGAACAGCUGCCUUAGCUUCAGGAACCUCGAGUACUGUGGGCAAUUUAGAAAAAGAAAAUGCAGUUUGAAAUUCUGAAUUUGCAAAGUACUGUAAGAGUAAUUUAUAGUAAUGAGUUUAAAAAUCAACUUUUUAUUGCCUUCUCACCAGCUGCAAAGUGUUUUGUACCAGUGGAUUUUUGCAAUAAUGCAGUGUGGUCCAUUUUUCAACUCUGAAUAAAGAAUACUUGAACUUCC
Manis javanica (Malayan pangolin) is the source of this 3085-nucleotide messenger RNA. The record is from RefSeq and is a predicted model, not a curated record. Lineage: Eukaryota; Metazoa; Chordata; Mammalia; Pholidota; Manidae.